This is a messenger RNA of Pipra filicauda (Wire-tailed manakin), 1233 nucleotides long. Its product is annotated as basic salivary proline-rich protein 4-like. The transcript has a single exon. The record is from RefSeq and is a predicted model, not a curated record. Lineage: Eukaryota; Metazoa; Chordata; Aves; Passeriformes; Pipridae. The coding region runs from base 1 to 1233 and encodes 410 amino acids.
AUGGAGAUCACUGCUGGGGAAGGCACAGGUCAUUCCCAGGGAAGGCAUGGAGAUCACUGCUGGGGAAGGCACAGGUCAUUCCCGGGGAAGGCACAGGUCACUGCGGGGGAAGGCAGAGAUCGCUCCCGGGGAGGGCACGGGUCAUUCCCGGGGAAGGCACGGGUCAUUCCCGGGGAAGGCAGAGGUCAUUCCUGGGGAAGGCAGAGGUCAUUCCCGGAGAGGGCACGGGUCAUUCCCGGGGAGGGCACGGGUCAUUCCCGGGGAGGGCACGGGUCAUUCCCGGGGAAGGCAGAGGUCACUCCCGGGGAAGGCAGAGGUCACUCCCGGGGAAGGCAGAGGUCAUUCCCGGGGAAGGCAGGUCAUUCCCGGGGAGGCAGGCGCGGGUCAUUCCCGAGGCAGGGCACGGGUCACUUCACGGGUCGGGGAAGGCAGAGGUCACUCCCGGGGAAGGCAGAGGUCGUUCCCGGGGAGGGCACGGGUCAUUCCCGGGGAAGGCAGAGGUCACUCCCGGGGAAGGCAGAGGUCGUUCCCGGGGAAGGCAGAGGUCACUCCCGGGGAAGGCAGAGGUCACUCCCGGGGAAGGCAGAGGUCACUCCCGGGGAAGGCACAGGUCGUUCCCGGGGAAGGCACAGGUCGUUCCCGGGGAAGGCAGAGGUCACUCCCGGGGAAGGCACAGGUCGUUCCCGGGGAAGGCACAGGUCGUUCCCGGGGAAGGCAGAGGUCACUCCCGGGGAAGGCAGAGGUCACUCCCGGGGAAGGCAGAGGUCACUCCCGGGGAAGGCAGAGGUCACUCCCGGGGAAGGCAGAGCUCAUUCCCGAGGAGGGCACGGGUCACUCCCGGGGAAGGCAGAGCUCAUUCCCGAGGAGGGCACGGGUCAUUCCCGGGGAAGGCAGAGGUCACUCCCGGGGAAGGCAGAGCUCAUUCCCGAGGAGGGCACGCAUCCUUCCCCCCCCACCGCCCUCCCUCCCGCCUCUCCUCCGCCCCGACAGGGGCCGCUGCCGCCGCCGCCCGCCCGGAAGCGCCGCCAUGCUGAGGGAGGGCGGUUCAUGGUCGCCGCCAGCGGGGCACGGAGCCCGGGGACGGGGAGCGGGACGGCGGGACCGGACCCACGGACAGGUACCGGGGCCGCCCGGGGGGAGCAGCGGGAGGGCCGGGCCGGGGCGGUGCCGUGCGAGGCCCCGCGGGGCGGCCGGGCCCCGCUUUCCCUGGGGCUGCUCGUACCGCCCGUGUAA